AGGCAAGGUUAGAUACCCAAACGGCGGACCAGUGCAUCGACUGCAUGCCAAACCGUUUGUGCAGUUGCAAGUAGAGCAGAGAAAGAUCAAACAACUCAACAAUGGAGAGAAUGCACAAUGAAUACGACUACGAUCAAAGCAUGGGUGCUCCGCAACAGAUCGCACCUGCACAGGGUAUCAGGCCCCUGGUCGACCCAGAGGCCGAAGGCGAAGUGGACACAUCGAAAUACCCGCAACCAAAAGAAGCUACACACAAAAUUCGUGGUCGUUCUGACAUAAUAGAACUCGUAUUCGGAGCGGUGGACCAAGAACUAUUGAUGGUAAAAACAUUUUACUUCUUCUUCUACUCUGCCUUUGGAUCGUUGUUUCCACUUAUGGGUGUAUAUUUUAAACAAAUGGGGAUGAACCCUGGACAGUGUGGAUUAUUAAUAGGAUCGAGACCAUUUGUGGAAUUUUUAUCAGCACCAUUUUGGGGCAGUUAUGCCGACAGAUGGCAGAAGGGAAAGAUGUUAUUACUAGCAUCGCUAUCAGCAUGGAUUAUAUUUACGUUACCGUUGGGAUUCAUUCAGCCUCCCGCUGCAAGUUGCCUGCAGCGUAGAAAUUUGACCGAAUUUGAGUUACGUACACCGGAUGUAACUCGAAUGCUGAAACGUUCUGUUCCAGAUGAAUUUCCACGAUCACUACGUUUACAUUUUCCUAUCGGUCAGUCGCCUCUGGAUGUAAAAGCUGCCAGCAAUUACGAUGAUAACAUCCAUAGUGGUUGGGUUAAGCCGUUAUUUUCAUCCAUCGUCUAUCGCACACAAGAUAUACAGAAAGCAUUUUUCUUGCUAUUACUUUUAGUUAUUAUUGGCGAAUUCUUUAGUGCUCCGGCAAUAACACUAGCAGACUCAGCAGUUAUAACAUUGUUAGGAGAAGACGCCGAUCGUUAUGGUCAUCAGCGAAUGUUUGGCUCAUUAGGUUGGGGAUUAGCUAUGUUUUUCGUUGGCAUAGCGUUAGAUCAUUCUACAGCUUUUCCUGAUCAUCCAUGUGGCCCAGAAAAGCAAGAAAAGAACUACACAAUUUGUUUUGCAACAUUCUCCGUUUUAAUGGGUGCAGCACUGAUAACAGCCACUCAAAUAAAUUUCAAAUAUGAUUUUCGAGAACCAGAGCCCGAACCUGUCCAAAAAGUAGCGCCACCAAUUUCUCAUGAAGAACAAAUGCAAAACCAGCUCGCCGAACAAUUGCAACUGCCUUCAUUAGCUGGACCACCUGCAACAGGAGCCACAGAAGAUGUGCAACCAUUGGGUGCUCAAACAAAGAUGUUUGCACAAACAACCAGAGAGAUGCCGGAGUGGGUUACAGUUCUGAAACAAUUCAAGAAUUUGAAGUGUGCGUCGUUCUUGUUCGUCGCUUGGUUCAUGGGAUUUGGCAUCGGACUUAUAUUUACCUUUCUAUUUUGGCAUCUUCAAGAUUACGGCGGUUCACCCACUCUAUUUGGCGUCGCCUCAGUAAUAAACCACAUUUCAGAAAUUUUUGCGUACUUCUUCAGUUUUAGGCUUAUUACACAAAUUGGGCACGUUAAGGUCCUAUGUCUAGGCUUGGUUGGAAAUAUUUUGCGUUUUCUCUACAUUUCUUGGUUAAAAGACCCUUGGUGGGUUCUGCCAUUCGAAUUUAUGCAAGGAAUCACUCAUGCCGCUGUUUGGGCUGCCUGCUGUUCUUAUAUCGCUCACAAUACUCCACAACAACUUCGUUCUUCAGCUCAGGGAGUCUUGCAAGGAAUUCACCAUGGGCUUGGACGCGGAUGUGGUGCUGUAAUCGGAGGAAUGUUUGUAAACUAUUUCGGAACGACGACUACAUUUCGCGGUUAUGGUGUAAUAUGCCUCAUAGUAUUAGCUGCCUUUAUUUUCAUUAACUUCUACAGAAAAGAACAAGGAUUUGUAUCUAAUAUACCUACAACAGAAGAUCCGCAUCAGGUUGCCGAAGAAACAGCACAUUUAGCUCCUCAUGGCGUACCUAGCAAUCCCAUUCCACGUGCGUUGUCCAGUUCCCGUCUACACGACAUGGCUGGCCAAGAGAACUACGGCGCAACUUAUCAAAGUACGGGCGGUAAUCUAGACGUACCAGGAGGAGGGGCCAAUAAUCCAUUCCUCCAAAGUGCUAACAACGCUCCUCCGCCUCAACAGCAGCAGCGUCCAUUUAACUCCGGAUACUGAAAAGCUACCUAAUAAUCAACAUAUGUGAGUUGCACCACGUUGCCAAAUUCGACGAUAAAAACUCGUCCCUUUCAAUUUAAAUUUGUUCUUAAA
Messenger RNA from Ctenocephalides felis (cat flea), 2285 nucleotides. RefSeq names its product major facilitator superfamily domain-containing protein 6-A (gene jef). The transcript has 7 exons. The record is from RefSeq and is a predicted model, not a curated record. The coding region runs from base 102 to 2192 and encodes 696 amino acids. Lineage: Eukaryota; Metazoa; Arthropoda; Insecta; Siphonaptera; Pulicidae. Gene Ontology annotation, cellular component: membrane.